AUGAACGUCGUCCGCGAAAUCACCCGCAUCAACCAAACCGAACUCGACAUUGCCAUCAACAACCCUUCCGCAUCUUGGCACGAACAAUACAAGGACUCGGCGUACAUCUUCAUCGGUGGUCUGCCGUACGACUUGACGGAGGGCGAUGUCAUUGCCAUCUUUUCGCAGUACGGCGAGGUGGUGGAUGUCAAUUUGCCGCGGGCCAAUCCGAACGCGGGAGAAAAGAACGACGACCGGCGAGACGGUGCUUCGACGUCCCAGCCGAAGCCCGUGGGGAAGGGCAAACAUCGUGGAUUCGGGUUUCUGAUGUACGAGGAUCAGAGAUCGACCGUGCUCGCGGUGGAUAACUUGAAUGGAGCACAGGUGCUAGGACGGACGCUCAGGGUGGACCACGUGGCCAGCUACAAGCAGCCCAAGGUGACGGAUGACGAAGGCAACAGAGUGGAUGCGGAGAGCAAGAGUUUGAAUGCUGCUCCGCCCCAGCUUGGUGUUGGCGCGGCAGGUGGGGCGGAGGAGCAAGACGAGCAGGACGACUUGGAGGAUCCAAUGGCGGCGUACUUCCAGCGAAUGCGACGGGAAGGGAAGGGAGCCGACGCUGAUUCGCAGGACAGAGAGGAGAAGCGACGCAGGAAGGAGGAGAGGGCGAGGAUCCGAGCAGAACGGGAAGAGAGGCGGGCGCAUACUAGCGGUUCAGGCUCGACUUCAAGACGGCCUGUUCCUUCUCCGGGUCGUGAUCGACACCGAAGCCAUCACCGUGGAAACGAGAGGGAAGACAAUCGAGACCACAAAUGGCAUCGGUUGCAUCGCGAUCGUGGGGACGACAGCGAAGAGGAGGGCGUCAACCGCUACGAGCAGAUGAAGAAGCGCAGCAUCCUCGACACGAAUGGAUCGGACCGAAUUACUGCAGAGCGUCAAACUUCCUCGCGGCGGCAGUCACGCUCAAGGACACGCUCUCGCACACCGCCAACGUCAUCCUCUUCUCGUCGGAGAGACACCGAAAGAAGAGACGAGAGGAAACACGGCGAAGACCGACAUCAAGAUCGAGCGGCCUCUUCGUCGCACCAUCACAGCAGUCGCAGGCGGUCUCGUUCGCCGCGUCGCUGA
Kalmanozyma brasiliensis GHG001 is the source of this 1104-nucleotide messenger RNA. Its product is annotated as RNA recognition motif domain protein. Gene Ontology annotation, cellular component: U2 snRNP; catalytic step 2 spliceosome; precatalytic spliceosome. Bases 1 to 1104 code for a protein of 367 amino acids. Gene Ontology annotation, biological process: mRNA splicing, via spliceosome. The transcript has a single exon. Gene Ontology annotation, molecular function: RNA binding. Lineage: Eukaryota; Fungi; Basidiomycota; Ustilaginomycetes; Ustilaginales. The record is from RefSeq and is a predicted model, not a curated record.